GGAGGGGGCUCAGGAGAGGAGUGGACGCCGCUGGCCAGGAUGGUGCUGGAGAGCGUGGCCCGCAUCGUGAAGGUGCAGCUCCCGGCAUAUCUGAAGCGGCUCCCAGUUCCUGAAAGCAUUACCGGGUUCGCUAGGCUCACAGUUUCAGAAUGGCUUCGGUUAUUGCCUUUCCUUGGUGUACUCGCACUUCUUGGCUACCUUGCAGUUCAUCCAUUCCUCCAGAAGAAAAAACAACAGAAGGAUAGCUUGAUUAAUCUUAAAAUACAAAAGGAAAAUCUGAAAGUAGUGAAUGAAAUAAACAUUGAAGAUUUGUGUCUUGCUAAAGCAGCUUAUUGUAGGUGUUGGCGUUCUAAAACGUUUCCUGCCUGCGAUGGUUCACAUAAUAAACACAAUGAAUUGACAGGAGAUAAUGUGGGUCCACUAAUACUGAAGAAGAAAGAAGUGUAAUAAUAUUAUAACAAUAUUUUCUCAUUCUUUGUGUAUAGAAAAUUUUUAAAUGGUGUCUUAAUUAUUACUACUGGUUGAACAAUUAUCUCUUCCAGUUUAUUUUCUUGCUGCACUACUGUUUGUGUUUGAUCCUUUGUAUAUUCAGUCACUUAAUUAGAAAUUAAAUUGUCAAGCCUCUUAUUCUGACUUCAAAGAAUUAAUGUAUCUUCCAACAAUAAAAUCACUUCUGAUUUUAAUUUAGGAAAA
Molecule: messenger RNA, 693 nt
Organism: Piliocolobus tephrosceles (Ugandan red Colobus)
Lineage: Eukaryota; Metazoa; Chordata; Mammalia; Primates; Cercopithecidae
Product: CDGSH iron-sulfur domain-containing protein 2
Exons: 1
Coding region: 40-447 (135 amino acids)
Biological process (GO): regulation of autophagy; autophagy of mitochondrion
Cellular component (GO): intracellular membrane-bounded organelle; mitochondrial outer membrane
Molecular function (GO): 2 iron, 2 sulfur cluster binding
Source: RefSeq, a predicted model, not a curated record